AUGAGGACAUCUAGACCCUGUGCCCUCCUGCUGCUGGUGGUGGCCUUGGCCCUGACCCAGAACUGUGCAGGCUCACACUGGCUGCAACUUUUCGACGCCUUGGUUUAUGGGCCAGAUAUCUGGGAACCCCGGUUCAUCCAUGUCUGCUAUGUGGACACCACACAGGUCAUGGGAUUUGACAGCAAUGCAGCGACUGCAAAGAUGCAACCUCGGGCUCCUUGGAUGGAGCAGGAGCCACCUGAGUACUGGGAGGAAGAAACAGAGGAUGUCCUGCACAAGUCACAGAGUGAUCGAAAAUUUCUUGAGGUCCUGAUGAAAUACUACAAACACAGCAAGAUCGACUAUCCCACCAUACAGAAGGUGCUUGGCUGCAAUGUGGAAAAUAAUGGGAGCUUCCUCCACGGUCACUAUCGGUUCACCUACUAUGGCCACGAUUACAUCACCCUGAAUGAGGACCUGAGCACUUGGACUGCAGAGGGCAAGGCAGCGCAAAUCAUAAAGGACAGCUGGGAGAAAGAUGACCCUCCCCAAACAUAUGUGGCCCAUCAAGUGAGACCUGGAGGGGAUGUCAUCCUGAAGUGCUUGGCCAUGAACUUCUACCCUGCUGAGAUCACCCUGACCUGGCAGAGGGAUGGGAACAACCACACCUGGGAUAUGGAACUGGGAGACACCAGGCCUGCAGGGGACGGAACCUUCCAGAAGUGGGCAGCUAUAGUAGUUCCUUCUGGAGAGGAGCUGAAAUACACCUGUCACGUGAACCAUGAAGGGUUACCUGAACCCCGCAUACUGAGAUGGGAUUGA
Molecule: messenger RNA, 801 nt
Organism: Phodopus roborovskii (desert hamster)
Lineage: Eukaryota; Metazoa; Chordata; Mammalia; Rodentia; Cricetidae
Product: class I histocompatibility antigen, Gogo-B*0101 alpha chain
Exons: 5
Coding region: 1-801 (266 amino acids)
Biological process (GO): immune response; antigen processing and presentation of endogenous peptide antigen via MHC class I via ER pathway, TAP-independent; positive regulation of T cell mediated cytotoxicity
Cellular component (GO): external side of plasma membrane
Molecular function (GO): signaling receptor binding; peptide antigen binding
Source: RefSeq, a predicted model, not a curated record